Messenger RNA from Seminavis robusta, 2745 nucleotides. Lineage: Eukaryota; Bacillariophyta; Bacillariophyceae; Naviculales; Naviculaceae. The record is from the annotation of a GenBank genome assembly.
AUGGCCGACUCUCAUUACAGGCGUUUCACAGUGGCAUCCAACCUUUCUCAUCUCGAUACCCUUCCUGCCAUGCAUCCGACCAGAGCUACUCUACCAGGAAAUUCACAGAGCUAUUAUGCUGAUCCCACAACCCGCAUUUGCGCAACAUUCAAUGAAGCGUAUACGCUGCUUGAAGCGAAGCAUGGUGGGUAUUUUGGUCCUUACAAAGUUAUUCUAUCUGGUGGUCCUUGCUGGUUGGGUGGGAAGAAAAUUGAUCCAGACAAAAGGACACGAGCGCAUCGCUACAAGUGUAGUGUUGAUAGUUGUCUGUGGAAAGCACAGAUACGUGCCAUGAAAUAUGGAGGAGAAGACAGUGUAUAUCUAAUCUAUAUCUCCCAUGCCAGUAUGCACAAUCAUCACGUGAUGAAAGCACCACCACAUCACACCGAUCAAUUCGGUCUACCACCUAUUGCAAAGCAACUUGCCGAAUCUUAUCUUCGAGAGCAAUGGGAAAGAUCACGACGUAGUGCUUUGGAGGUAGCACCAAACGAGAUUACAAAGUUUGUUGUUGACAAGACAUUCAAAGAACACCCCAUCUACGUUCAUCUUGUUGAUUCUCCAACCAAAAGGUACCAUUUGGCAAACCAAGUGACCAACUUUCUUCGUCAAGUGAAACGCAAUUACGUAAAACAGACAAUCGGUGUUGACCGGAUUCUCGACAACGAUGCUCUUUCACGUGUCCUCAGUAUGUUCCGCUUGUCAAUCCCUCGAGGCUACAUUCCACGAAGCGAUUACGCAUCUGCUGAUCAAAUUUGUGAAGCUUUACGUGUUGCUGGCCCAGAAUCCGGACACAUGUUUCUCUUCAAUAUGUCGGAAGGGGAGGUGUAUGAACGUUAUAGACGUCGCAUUGUUGGGAACAACGAACGUUCUCUUUCUAUCUUCCACCAGCGAGUAGAACAAAGCUUCUUUGCAGUUUCGGUCACGACUUUGUGGCAACUCAUGAUAUUCUCUUGCCGACGGAAUGGAACCAAGCAAAUUUGUGCUGAUGGGACAGGAGGAGUCAGUCAAGAUCUAGCCCCCACCAUUAUCUGUGGUGGAUUGUCCCAGAAAUACCGUGACGACCAACGUCAAGUCACCUCCUCUCUUCGUUCGUUCUCUUUCAUGAAAGGGUCAGAAGCUAUCCACCCCUAUCUCCUGCAUUUGUAUUAUCUUCGCUACAUUUGCUUCAGUCUGUUUGGUACUGCUUUUACAAUUGAUUAUGGUACUUCAGAUCAUUCAUCAGCCUUUGUAACUGCCCACAGACACUUUCGUUUGUGGCCGGAGGUGUGUGAUCGACAAUGGGUUCGUAACACUACAAGAGUUUCCGACCACGAACAACAAACCAUCUCCUCCUCGCAGAAUUUGGCAAUUCAACACAGUCCCCCCAUAAUGCACGAAACUUCAAGACUACCCCUCUCUCCUGUGGGUCAAUCAAUGAAAAAACCUUCCAAUUAUCCUACCAAUCACAACCGUCAUGUGGAGGAUGGAAGCUGUCCAGAGCGCGAACUGUCUUUAGCUCAUGAGAACAUGACUGGCAGCCAGAAAGGUCGCAAACUUUCAAAAUUGUGCAUCACGGAUCACUAUCCUUCCUUCAAUACAACCAAUCGAAACAAGAACACUACUUUGUCCGAGGUAAUGACAAAUCCAUCGUUGCUGUACCAACCAUCCAACGGGGUCACACUAUGCUACUUUCACGUAGUACAGCAUUUUCGACAGAAUAACAGUUUCGUGGGCCUAUUCAAAGACCGGAACUUCGCGUCACAGGACGAUCCAUCCCAAAAGAGAACAACAAAGAAGAAAAAGUCACUUGACGGUUCUCUGUUGAAUUUGCAAAGCUGCACAGUCUAUCCCAGGGCAUAUCACAUGAUCCAAUGGAUUCACCAGUGCAGAACAGAACAACAAAAGACGGCAGUGACAUACCUGGUUCUGUGUGAUUGGAUCUGUCGCUCCGAAUUGAAAGCAGCUGAUCUUUUCUAUCGAUCCUAUUGCUCAUUUCCUUUCAAUUGCUGGAGCUAUGCCACCUCCAACGAACAAAUGAUCUAUCCAAGCAACUGUGCAAUGGAAAGUAACAUGCAUCACGGAAUCAAGAAAGGAGCACACUUUGCUGUUAGAUCCAACAUCUCAACAGAAGGAUACAUUAUCGAGACUCUACCGAAGCUGUUCUUGAACUGUGAAACGAAGUGUAGAGACCCGUGCACACUUGAGUAUCCGAAAGACGUGUCUCGUCUGAUGGUAGCAGUGACUGCCUUUUUCGACCACGCAGUGGACUUAGUCGAAUGUCGUUUGAACAACGAGGAGACCUAUUGGUUGGCUAACACGGGGAGAAUGAUUGGUGUGCCAUUGACGAAAACGCGUAGAAAGAAUCGAGACAUGGCUUUGGAUGCCAAACGUCGAACGGCACCUCUUAUGUUGAGUUCCGACAAAGACUUUCUUGGGUCAUUGACUUAUGCAAUGCUCCGUGACACGGCUAGCUAUCUUGGAGUUCUGCGUGACUGCACAAAGAAUGGAAUUAUCACAAGGGAUAGCUUGAUAGAGGUAUUGGUGGACGAUUUGUUGGUCGAUCCCGUUGCCUAUCGCACGAUCAAAAACAAAGGUACACAGUUGGUACAAGCUGAUGACCUGGAUGAUAUUUCUGCGGCAUCAUUUGAUGUGACAACUGCAAUGGAUCAAGACAACGAUGAUGACGGUUUUCUAAGCAAAUUCGAGCUAGACGAAUAUACGUUGUAG